Messenger RNA from Helicoverpa armigera (cotton bollworm), 2330 nucleotides. RefSeq names its product putative malate dehydrogenase 1B. NCBI's taxonomy places the organism in Eukaryota, Metazoa, Arthropoda, Insecta, Lepidoptera, Noctuidae. Gene Ontology annotation, biological process: tricarboxylic acid cycle; malate metabolic process; oxaloacetate metabolic process. Gene Ontology annotation, molecular function: L-malate dehydrogenase (NAD+) activity. The transcript is spliced from 5 exons. The coding region runs from base 69 to 1604 and encodes 511 amino acids. The record is from RefSeq and is a predicted model, not a curated record.
CAAUGUCAAAAGUAUCCCUUUGACACUAUUAGAUUUCGUAUGAAAUAUUCUUGUAAAUCUAAAUAAUCAUGGGAUUUCGUAUUGUAAUUGCUGGCGAGUCACAAUGCCCAGCAUACGCAGAAACUUGUCUUUUAGCAGAUUAUCUUGCUCAAAAUCUUCCAAACUUUUGUUAUAAUUGUAUUGAGAAGUCUGUUAUGGACUGGAGGAACUGGCUAUGCAAAGUUAAUAUUAAAAAUAAAUGGCAUCAUAUGGAAUCUCCUAUUGUUUGGAAAGAAAUGUUAAUGAAGGGCAGCAAGGCAUAUUAUAUUGGAGGGGCUUCAGAGUUUUUGGACUACUGUUAUUCCUAUUAUAACUUCGAUUCUUUGUUUGCAUCUGAUAAAUACGAUGGAUUGUUAGACAAUGUAUUGCAGUUUAAGAAAAAGGUCAAUAUAGAAUCAAUUUAUCUUAGAGCAGAUGAGGAAAAAUCCCACCCUAGUGAUACUGAACGCAAACGUAACAUUGUGGUAACUAUUUCUGGGGCCGGUCAUCUGUUAGCAAUGCAUUUGAUCUCGGGGCUACUGGACUAUGAAAUGACAGAAGGUGAUAUGUAUAUACAUAAAAUAUAUUUAUACGACGAAUGUUGCUCUCAAACCUUCAUGAAUUUCGUGGAAAAAGAUUGUUCUUAUGUCCAGACAGACAAUCCUGGCAGAACUGUAAAGUAUGUUACAAAAAUCGGAAUGGCCCUCACGUCUACGGAUGUGCUGAUAGUCCUGGAUCAUGUGCCAUUUCAAGAAUCUAGACCAGUUGGAGAAUGGCUGCGCGAUAACCAACGGAAAAUGAAAGAAUUGGCUCUGAUGAUUAAUGCUUCAGGGUCGAGGAAAAUGGUUAUAAUUUUUCCUAACUUAGGACCAGCUUGUUACAACGCCACGAUUCUUAAGAACCGUGUGAACAUUUGCCGCCAGAAUAUUGUUGUAGCGACAUCAGAUGCAGGAACGGAAAUAUUACCAAUCGUUGCAAAAAUAUGCGAGGUCCCUAUGAGAAACAUAUUUUGUCCACCUGUAUGGGGCUUCGUUGGAAUAAACAAAUUGGUGGAUAUAAGAACGACAGUACAUAAGUAUAACUGUUUCAGUGCUUAUAGUAGAUACACCAGAGUAAGGAAUUCAACUUUAAACAUUGGAUCAAUAACACCAGAAAUGCGGACUUUAGAUUACUUGAUGCAUUUCGACAGAUCUUUAUGGAUUAAAGUAGGGGAAAUGAAACAAAAGUACGGCCAAGGAGAGGCACGACUAAGCAAAGCGCUUGCAGUGAUAAAUUUGAUCAAUUUAUGGCUCCUAAAUCCAAGCCCCGAUAACAUAGUAUCUCUAGGAAUGUGUUGUGACGGAUCGUUUGGAUUAAAUUUCGAUGGAAUAUUUUCUCAACCCGCAAGAUUAGUUAAUGGACGAUGGGUUCCUGCUACAGAUUUCUUGAUGCCAUUGGAUCGUCAAGUGAAGCUUCCAUAUUUAGUUCAAAUUGCAGAGUAUGUGCUAAACAUGAAACCUAAGGAAUUGCCAGAAGUGAAAUUGCACGGACCAUGCAUUUGCAAACCAAAAUACUACAAACAUAAGGAUGCGAAGAAGGACACGUAACAUUGUUACUUUGAAAGGCCUACUAAUAAAUUAAAGCCAAUCGAUUAUUUAGAAUCGAUUUUGAUGUAAAAUUUAACUGCCAGUCGUUUCUGAACGGAGAAAAUACGAGCGAGCGUACUCUGCUGUCAACACAAGCAACACAACAAGGUAGUCGAGUUUGAAACGAGCUAGUGGUCGCCGAGACGUUGUCGUAGAUUGUUUCGUAAUUCGCAGUCAAAGGAAUGUUAUGACGUGCAGUAACUGUCUUUGUUUGAAUAACACCAGUUUUAUACUUUACCCAAGAAUCAUAGAACAAUGUGAUAGAUAGAGUACGAUAUGCUAGUAAAGGUUCAAAUUGCGACAUGAUUUUUUCCAAAGUAUGAUCGUUUCAAUAGAAGUUAUUAGUAUAGUUAGGCCUUCGUAUUGGUUAAGUUGUGUGAAUAUUGUGCCAAUAAUGAGAUAGUGGAGUGUUGUGAUGUGGUUGUGGGACAUGUGGGGGGUGCUGUGGGCCGUGGAAGCGGUGGCGCAGCUGGCGGCCGUGCUGGCGACGCCACUGGACCCCGCGCCAACUAUCCCGCAAGGUGAGCCGAGAGGAACCUUGUCGCCUACGCUUUACUCGCUGCUGCCGAGCUGUCCCUCUCUUGUGCUUGCUUAGCAUGCCUUAAACAACUACUUCUCUACGUCUUUUUUAUUUGACAAUACCUGCGAACAGGUUUUAUUAUGGUUAUUAAUAAAUUGCUAAGAAUA